AUGCCCACUCAGAUUGGCAGUACUGGCUUUGCUGGCCUCUCCGUUGCUAGGCACUUGCUACUAGAAAAUCCUAAGGAUUUGAGGCUAUGCAUUGACAUAUACGAUGAAUUUGGGAUUGGCGGAGGAGCUUCGGGAGUUUCUGGUGGUCUACCACACCCUUAUUCACCUAAAGGUCUGCUGCUCUUGUGGGGUACUGAUUGUUGGAAAGAGUGUUUAAAGCUUUUGAGCAUUGCGGAAGCAGCAGUUGGUCAAAACUCUUAUGGUUUCAUAGUUCGGAGAAGGGGCAUCUUGAGACCAGCAAUGAACAUGAAGAAUCUUCUUAUAUUGAACCGUAAUGCUCAGAAUUGCCUUGCCAGUUGCAGAAUAAAGACCGUUGAUAAGGAAACUGCUCAAAAUCUUGCACCCAAGUUAUGUAUGCCAUUUGAAUCAGCCUUCUAUAUGCCUGAAGCUGUAAAUAUCCAUCCCCAACACUAUCUCCAGGCACUCUUCUUAGCAUGUGAAAAUUUGGUGAAAGAACUAACAACUUCUAGCUUUGGAGAGAAAGAGUUAUGUUUGCAUAAGAAAUCUAUUCACAAACUUCUCGACUUUGAAGGGGAAUAUGAUACAGUGAUGGUAUGUCUAGGUGCCAAAGCAGAUUUGCUUCCAGAGCUCUCAGGAAAGCUUCCUUUGAGGACUUGCAGGGGUGUUGUUGCUCACAUGUUACUGCCUACUGAUAAGGGGUCAAAGUUAUCUUAUGUCUUGUAUAUUCUGCCAGUGUUUCAAAUUAUAUGA
Messenger RNA from Carya illinoinensis, 771 nucleotides. RefSeq lists its product as uncharacterized. The transcript is spliced from 8 exons. Bases 1 to 771 code for a protein of 256 amino acids. The record is from RefSeq and is a predicted model, not a curated record. Gene Ontology annotation, molecular function: oxidoreductase activity. NCBI's taxonomy places the organism in Eukaryota, Viridiplantae, Streptophyta, Magnoliopsida, Fagales, Juglandaceae. Gene Ontology annotation, cellular component: cytoplasm.